AAUUAAAAUGUGGAAUAAAUCUACUCCAGCUGUUACUUCAAAUUAUAGCUAUUAUGACAGUUGGAACACUAAUGAUACUGCUUCAUCCACAUAUACACAAGGAUUACAUACCUCAGAACCCGCACCGGAUAAUUUUACACAUGGACAUAUUCCGCAAUUCUACAAUUCUCACAAUCAUAAUUAUGGUCAUAUAAGUUAUGAAAAUCCUGAAAAUGUCAAUUUAAAUAACUUAAAGACAUUGCAAGACUUGAGCGCAUCGCAAGAAAUAUUCUUCCAAAAAUUUCAGGAGAAAAUGCAUACGUUUUGCGAAACUCAGGAACAAAAUAUUUCGAACAAAAUUAACAAUAUGCAAAACUAUUUUGAUAAAAAAAUAGAUGAACUGAAAACCUACUUCAAUACAAAAUUAGAUAAUUUACAAGUAAACAAAAACGCAAAUAAUAACGAUGGAGCUUACCCAGUAUAUUCGCUUCCAGAAGGUUUUCCAUUAAAAAAUAUGCAAGAAUUUGAAGAGUUCGAGGAAAAUAAGGAAAAAGCAGGGAGAACUA
Messenger RNA from Nylanderia fulva, 545 nucleotides. The record is from RefSeq and is a predicted model, not a curated record. Lineage: Eukaryota; Metazoa; Arthropoda; Insecta; Hymenoptera; Formicidae.